AUGAAGUCUGAAAUAGAAAUUUCUGGGCUACCCAUUUCAGGGCAUGACCAAGGGAAAUUGCACAUUUGUUUAGGGCAAGGUGGAUACCAUGGGAAAGGCCAUAGAUUUGUGCUAGCAAGUGGAAGAGACAUUGCACUUGUGAACAAGGCUUGUGACUUCUUGAAGGACCACCACUGUGUUCCACCUAACUGGAGGCAAGAUGAGAACAAAGGAAUGGUGAGAAGCAAGGAUGGGCGUUGGAUUCAGCCUGAACGGCCCAGAUUGGAUGACCACCCAGAUGACAUGAACCAUCACCUCAAAACAUUGGGCCUCUCUUAG
This is a messenger RNA of Ilex paraguariensis (yerba mate), 318 nucleotides long. Lineage: Eukaryota; Viridiplantae; Streptophyta; Magnoliopsida; Aquifoliales; Aquifoliaceae. The record is from the annotation of a GenBank genome assembly.